AUGGCUUUUGGCGACGACUUACCCCGCAAUGAUGCCAAGGCGUCUGAGGAUCUCUGGGAAACGGCUGCUGCAUCGCUUGGUGACGAUUUAAAGAGUGUGAUUGAGCCCAGCGAUGGAGACCGGCGAGAGAUCUUGCGACGCGUGCUCGUCGAGGCGACUCAAAAGCAGAAACAAUGCUUGGAAAAGAGGUGGAAGAUCAAGAAUAGGAAGGGCGAUGUCAUCAUCCUGCGAGAUGUCUUCGAAAAGAUCAUUACAUCCGUCAAUUCCUUCAAGGGAAUCGGAGACUCCCUCGCUAGUAUGGGACCUGGGUGGGCCGCUAUCCCCUGGGCGCUUGUGAGCGUGUUGCUGAAGGUUGUCGUCACGGACAACGAAACUUUUGCAACAAUGAUCGAGGGAUUGGAGAGAGCAACCAAGAUCAUAUCCCGAUAUUCCGUAUUUGAAGCGGUCUAUCUCAAGCAGGAGACGGCGGGUACACAGCAGCUCCGAGACUCGCUUGUGGCACUGUAUGCCUCGGUGCUGACCUUCCUCGGAGAGUCGUACUACUACUUCGCCAGGAACACAGCAAGGAGGUUCAUCAAGGCAUUCUUUUCUGAUUCGGGGGUUGACGAACUGCUGGAUGAUCUGACCGCAAAGCAAGCCGAGCAAUCCCAGCUCGUUGUAGCCGAUCUGCGGGCCCUUAAAGACGCAAUAUCCGCCAUGGCCCGCCCAGUCCAGAGGAUAGUUGCCAUAGCUCCGGCCUCCACAGACAAUUUGGGUGCUCUACAACGUAAAGCUAUUCUGGACUGGCUCUCCCCGAUUCCAUACAGGCUACAGCAUGUAUCUGAGAGACAUCGUCGUCUGCCUGACUCGGGCGCCUGGAUGUUCGAAACGGCGGAAUAUAUUGGGUGGAGAGAAUCAAGCGUCUCGGGAACCUUGUGGCUCCACGGCAUGCCUGGAUGUGGGAAAACCAAGUUGCUGUCCGCUGUUGUCGACUAUGAACUUCAAGACAUUGAGAAGCACCCAGGAGCGGCGCCAGUAGCGUAUUUCUACUGCUCACGCAAUACGGCAGAGCCAGAACGAUCCGACCCGGCCGAGGUCUUGCGGAGCAUUGCGCGCCAGCUGUGCGGGGACGACGUCUCCAAGCCAGUGCCUGAGCAGCUGCGACGUGUCCACCAGUUCCUGGGAGCUCCAGAACCAGGGACUGCGAAGUUACCCCUAGACCUCACCAUCAAACUUAUUUUGGACCUACUACGGGAGAAUCCAGCCACUAUCAUCCUUGAUGCGCUCGACGAGUGUGACCCUGGGACCAGACACGAACUCUUCGAGGCACUCGACGCAAUCGUGGCAAACGCUGAGAACGUUGUCAAGAUAUUCCUUACAAGCCGAAACGACGGAGACAUUGUAUGCCGCCUGGCGUCAACCCCUAACAUCUACAUCAACGCCCAGAAAAACGGCUUCGAUAUUAUGCGCUUCAUCGUCACCGAACUCGACCGUGUCAUUGCCCAGAAGCAGCUCCUGCGUGGUCAAGUGCCGGACAGACUGAAGCGGGAAAUUACCGACACGUUGAUUCAGCGUGCAGACGGAAUGUUUCGUUGGGUCACUCUGCAGAUUCAAAAUCUUUGUGACCCCCGGAGAAUGCGCGUAGAGGGCGAUGUUCGGGCCGAACUAGGGCAUCUCCCCAAAACCCUGGCGGACCUAUACUCCAUAGCCUUCGAUCAGGUCCUCAGCUCGGGCACGGAGAGCUCCAAGCUAGCCAUUAAGGCGCUGCGGAUUCUCCUGUUUGCGUAUCGGCCGUUUGGCUGGGCCGAAUUCCUCUACCUCGUCGCGCUCACUGACGACGGAAUACGGUCCACAGUAAGCCGAGACGAACUGCUCCAUAGUACCUGCAAUUUCAUUGAGGAAGCCCCCGAGGUCGAUCGAGUGGCAUUUCCCCACCUGUCUGCUCGCGAAUACCUUCAGACGAGGCCGGAAUUCACAACAUCCUCAUUACAUAUUGCGGCGUCACAGAUCUGUCUG
Molecule: messenger RNA, 1995 nt
Organism: Canariomyces notabilis
Lineage: Eukaryota; Fungi; Ascomycota; Sordariomycetes; Sordariales; Chaetomiaceae
Exons: 4
Source: RefSeq, a predicted model, not a curated record